GUUCAGUAGGAUACGACGCUGCAAUCGGAGAGUUUGUUGAUCUUGUCAAAACUGGAGUUAUCGACCCUACCAAGGUUGUCCGAACAGCACUUAUCGAUGCCUCUGGGGUAGCUUCUCUUCUCACGACAGCAGAGUGCGUCAUCACCGACCUCGCUAAGGAUGAACCCAACCCCAUGGCUGGAAUGGGAGGUAUGGGCGGCGGAGGUAUGGGCGGUAUGGGAGGAAUGGGUGGUAUGAUGUAAACUAACUGUGAACAGUUUUUGAAACUUGCGAUUAAUAUCAGAAAUGUUUGACUGAACCACAGUUGCGAGUAGUUUUUGAUGCUCGUUUUAUGUUUUUUACUUACUCAACUCCCGUGAUCUCCUAUAUGACCUUAAUUUAUUGAAAUUGUACCCUCAUUUAAGACCCGUUCAUGUUUUUAUUGAAAUUUUUAUGUUUUGAAUACAUAAAUAUUUGUUUCAUUUUGGUCA
This is a messenger RNA of Bolinopsis microptera, 470 nucleotides long. Its product is annotated as heat shock protein 60A-like. The record is from RefSeq and is a predicted model, not a curated record. The annotation marks the transcript as partial. The transcript is spliced from 2 exons. Gene Ontology annotation, biological process: mitochondrial unfolded protein response; protein refolding; apoptotic mitochondrial changes. Gene Ontology annotation, cellular component: mitochondrial matrix; mitochondrial inner membrane. Lineage: Eukaryota; Metazoa; Ctenophora; Tentaculata; Lobata; Bolinopsidae. Gene Ontology annotation, molecular function: protein-folding chaperone binding; ATP-dependent protein folding chaperone.